Messenger RNA from Nothobranchius furzeri (turquoise killifish), 3428 nucleotides. It is a transcript of the gene hspa4l, whose product is annotated as heat shock protein 4 like. The record is from RefSeq and is a predicted model, not a curated record. Gene Ontology annotation, molecular function: ATP binding; ATP-dependent protein folding chaperone. Gene Ontology annotation, biological process: protein folding. Lineage: Eukaryota; Metazoa; Chordata; Actinopteri; Cyprinodontiformes; Nothobranchiidae. Gene Ontology annotation, cellular component: cytosol; nucleus.
UUACGGAGCAUCCCUACUGUCAGAGCUGCUAGGUGACGUUAGGGCCGCCUAGGAAUAGGAGAAUCCGCUCUGGUCAUCAUCGCUCCCAGGGAUUACACCCAAUGAGUUUGCUAUAUCCAGCCCGACUUACGUAACAGCUAGUAAAUUCAGCCAGACCACGUCCAGGAAGCGUAGCUUCAUCGAGCCGGCGACGACCGUUCUUUUUGUAUUAUCUGGAAUUCCUUUUUCCUUUUAAGUGCGUUUUUUAACGUAGGAUAGAACUUAGACGAAGGAUUUCAGAGCGCUCAUAAUGUCAGUGGUUGGCAUUGAUGUGGGUUUCCAGAACUGUUAUGUCGCCGUGGCGAGGAGCGGCGGCAUUGAAACUGUUGCCAAUGAGUACAGUGACAGAUGCACACCGGCAUGUGUUUCUUUGGCCUCCAAAAAUCGUGUGAUUGGAAAUGCAGCCAAGAGUCAGAUCAUUACAAACUUCAAAAACACCGUGCAUGGCUUCAAGAAGUUCCACGGCAGAGCAUUUGAUGAUCCAUUCGUUCAAGCAGAAAAGAGUAAACUCCCUUACAGCUUACAUAAGCUGGCCAAUGGAAACACUGGAAUUAAGGUGCGUUAUUUGGAGGAGGAGAAGGUGUUCACGGUGGAGCAGAUUGCUGGGAUGCUGCUUACCAAGCUGAAGGAGACGUCAGAGAGCGCCUUAAAGAAGCCAGUGGUGGACUGUGUCGUCUCUGUUCCAAGUUUUUUCACAAAUGCUGAAAGACGAUCGGUCCUUGAUGCAACGCAGAUUGCUGGGCUGAACUGUUUGCGGCUAAUCAAUGAUACAACUGCAGUGGCUUUAGCUUAUGGGAUUUACAAACAAGACCUUCCCACUCCAGAAGAAAAGCCGAGGAAUGUGGUUUUCGUGGACAUGGGGCAUUCAUCAUUUCAGAUCUCCAUCACGGCUUUCAACAAAGGAAAACUCAAGGUGCUUGCCUCAUCGUUCGACCCGUACCUCGGAGGGCGUAAUUUUGACGAGUCACUGGUCAAUUACUUCUGCGAGGAAUUUAAGACCAAGUACAAGCUGAACGUGAAGGACAACCCAAGGGCUUUGCUCCGGCUGCACCAGGAGUGCGAGAAGCUGAAAAAGCUCAUGAGUGCCAACUCGUCAGACCUGCCUCUCAACAUAGAGUGUUUCAUGAAUGAUAUUGAUGUUUCAAGCAGGAUGAACAGGACACAGUUUGAAGACAUGUGUGCUCAAUAUCUGAUGAGGGUGGAGGUGCCACUGAAAGCAGCACUUGAACAAUCAAAAUUGAGCAAGGAUGACAUCUAUGCAGUGGAGAUAGUUGGAGGAGCUACGAGAAUCCCGGCCAUCAAGGAGAGGAUCUCCAAAUUUUUCUGCAAAGACAUCAGUACCACUCUCAAUGCUGAUGAAGCUGUAGCCAGAGGCUGUGCACUACAAUGCGCAAUUCUGUCUCCAGCGUUUAAGGUUCGGGAAUUCUCCAUCACUGAUGUGGUUCCCUUUCCCAUCACUCUGCGCUGGAAGUCACCAACAGAGGAUGGACUAGGAGAGUGCGAGGUAUUUAGCAAGAAUCAUGCUGCUCCUUUUUCCAAAGUGAUCACCUUCCACAAGAAGGAACCCUUUGAUCUUGAAGCGUUCUACAGUAGCCCCCAGGAGCUCCCCUACCUCGACCAAAGGAUAGGCUGCUUCUCAGUGCAGAAUGUGGUUCCCCAGCCAGACGGAAACAGCUCUAAAGUCAAAGUCAAAGUGCGCGUCAACAUUCACGGCAUCUUCAGUGUGUCCAACGCGUCGCUGAUCGAGAAGCAGAAGGGAGAAGGAGAGGACAUGCAAAUCGAAUCGGAGCCGAUGGCGCAGAAUGAAGGCCGGGAGGAGGAGCAGACCAAAAUGCAGGUGGAUCACGAAGGCCAAAGCCUAGGGGACCAGCAGAACGAGGACAGCACUAAGGAGGGUGUUUCUGGGGAGAAGCAGGAUCAAUCAGCAGGUGGAAGUAAACCUAAAGUCAAGGUGAAGAGUGUUGAUCUUCCCAUUGUGGCAAACAACAUUUGGCAGCUGGACAGUGAUGUUCUUAUUAACUUUGUGGAGCUUGAGCGUCAGAUGAUUAGCCAGGACAAACUGGUGAAAGAGGUGAACGAUGCUAAAAAUGCUGUGGAGGAGUAUGUUUAUGAUCUACGGGAAAAGCUCUGUGGAAUUUAUCAAAAGUACAUUAGCAAAGAGGACAGCAUCCGUCUGACGCUGAUGCUGGAUGACACGGAGAACUGGCUGUAUGAGGAUGGAGAGGACCAACCAAAACAAGUCUAUGAAGAGAAACUAGAUGCACUCAAGAGAUUUGUUCAGCCCAUUCAGGAGCGACACAGAGAGACUGAAAACAGACCAAGAGCUUUUGAAGAGCUUGGAAAGAAACUGCAGCUUUACAUGAAGUUUGUUGAUUCCUACAAAAAGAAGGAUGAAAGUUUUGUGCAUCUAAAUCCAGAGGAUGUAAGCACUGUGGAGAAGUGUGUGACUGAAAGCAUGGCCUGGAUGAACAACAAGAUGAAUGCACAGAGCAAACUUGCAAUAACUCAAGACCCGGUUGUUAAAGUAGCAGACAUCAUUGCAAAAAUUCAGGAGCUGGAGGGUGUUUGUGAUCCAGUGAUCAACAAACCAAAGCCCACAGUGGAGGAACCACCUGACGUGAAUGACUGUGGAGCUCAUAAUGGUCCAACACCUAAGCAAGAGGCAGAAGGGAAGGGAGACAAAAAGGGAAGUCAGGAUACAAAGCCUGGCAUGAAAGAAAUGGAGGUGGACUAAGAAGGGCAAACUCCUCAACGAUCACUGCUUUUACCAUCUCUCACCAUUUAGAUUGUAGCAAAAGAAACACCAGGGACCAUUCCUCAGUCUUCACCAGCCACUGUAGUGGAUUUGUUCUUGUGUCAUUUCCCAGUGGACUUUACCUUUUCAAAGACUUUGAUUUCACCAUUUCAUUCGUACAACAGUGCUUUGCCAUCCUCUCUCAAAGAUUUGAAAUGCCUAAGAAAUAAAAGAAUUUAGCAGUUGGUUUAAUUUUGAUUAUGACAUAAGGCUGUAUCAUUAUGCCAGAAAAGUGUGUUUCGUGAUUGCAUUUCAUAUAGUAGCAUUGUUUUUUUGAUCCAGAUAAGUACUGUUAAAAUGAUUGUUAAUGCAAUUAGUCCUUAGACGAUAAUCCAAACACAUGUAUACACAUGUACACAUGUAUUUGUAAUUGAUGAGAUUUAAAAAAGAUGUGUAGAGUUGUAUAUAUUCUUUUAGUAAAUAAAAAAGCCAGCAUAGAUGUGUGCAUAAAGGGUACAUUUUUUAUGUUAAAUUGAACACUUGGCACAGAAAUAUUAAAUUUUUUGUUUAGUUUUCUUAUUGAAAGAGCAAGUAACGUCUAAAUUAACUUUUUUUUGCUGAUAAACUGUAUAAAUGAGUGUAAUAGUGUUUUAAA